Molecule: messenger RNA, 3661 nt
Organism: Melitaea cinxia (Glanville fritillary)
Lineage: Eukaryota; Metazoa; Arthropoda; Insecta; Lepidoptera; Nymphalidae
Product: RNA-binding protein 24-B-like
Exons: 5
Coding region: 147-935 (262 amino acids)
Cellular component (GO): cytosol
Molecular function (GO): RNA binding
Source: RefSeq, a predicted model, not a curated record
CCGCGUUCAACCACCACACACGACACUCACAUCUAUCGGCUCCCGUGUUUACAAGUAACCUACGCUCGUGCGUAUAAGUCCGCUGCAGCGGAGUGACAGUUACCGCGGGUGCAAGGGUGGCCGGCGCGACGGAGACGGUGCAAGGCAUGUUGAUGGCGGGCGCUCUGCCGGCCGAGCCCGAGGGGCUGCUGGCGUUAGGCGCACUCCCCGGGCAGAAGGACACCACAUGGACGAAACUCUUUGUUGGCGGUCUCCCAUAUCACACCACGGAUAAGAGCUUAAGAGAACAUUUCGCAGUUUAUGGAGAUAUAGAGGAGGCCGUCGUUAUAACAGAUAGACAAACUAGCAAAAGCAGAGGAUAUGGAUUUGUAAUAAUGGGUGAUAGAGCGGCAGCGGAGCGAGCGUGUAAGGAUCCCAACCCUAUCAUAGACGGAAGGAAAGCCAACGUCAAUCUAGCAAUAUUAGGAGCAAAGCCCAGAGGAAACAUAGCACCAGGAUUUGGGUUAGCUGCGGCCGCGGCGGGAGUUCGUGCCGGCUAUCCUACAGUUCUGCCAGCGCAUUAUGGGUUAUCCCCGGGAUACGUGUACGGUGCUCCUAGUUAUAUGGGGACGAUGAGCGGAGUAGGAGCGAGCGUGGGCACUGGAGCUGGUGGACUUGUUCAGUUGCCGCAGUUGCAGCACGCGGCUGCUGUAGCUGCCGCCAACCACCUGUAUGAGUACCAGGCGGCUGCGGCCCAAGGGGCGGCCGCUUACCAACAGCAAUAUGCAGCAGCUGGAUUCGAUCCCUAUGCAACCGCUGCAGUAGCAGCUGCCGCAGCGGCCAGCGGAGCCGGUUACGUUUCACCUUAUUACGCCCUGCCCGGAGGCGGAGUGCAAGCGCCACUGCUUCCACCGCUUCCGUACCCACCACAACUCCAAGAAGCUCGUAUGCAAUAGUGCAUUAACCUAAACUAUGGCUGCAAGUGAUGGUACCAAUAAUAUUUUAAAACAACUUUAAACCUAAAGCCAUUACCAAAAAUGCGGUAUCUUAAAUGUGAUGAGAUAGAGUCAGUAUUGAAAUUUAGUGAAAUCCUGUCGUCCAGUAGGUGGAAAUGUGGUUUCCUUACCGCAAUAAAUAAACGAAAACAAGCAGUAUCAUAUCACAUCAAAAUACGAUUUGUUUCAACCAAAUAUAUAUUAAAAAUGACCAAAGCUAUAAGCUUUUCAACUAGUUAUAAGACAUUAUGAGGGUACUUAGAUAUGCCAGAACUUCGGUGAAAGAUUUAGGAAAUAAUCAAAUAAGAAAAUUUAUAAAAGUACGUUUCGUAAAAGUACGUUAGGUAAAAUAAAUCAAACUAUAGCAAAUAAAGGAACUAUUUGGAUCUAACUCAUGAGGUGAAUGUAAAAUGAGACAAUCAAUAUGCGUUUUUCAAAUUAGAAUCGACCGGCGGGCACAAAAGUGAGGCAAAUAGAGUUUUUACUUUAAUCACGCCAAUUCUUUUGUGGACACAAAAGAGCAGUUAUUAAUCAAACAUUCAACCAUGUUCUUGUUUUCACUUAGUGAAUUGUUAGUAACAGAUAAGUCACCAGAUAAGCACAAUAAUUAGAAACAAUGGUUAUUAAUAAUUAACUUAACAACAGUUAAUGUAAAUUAAUCUCGACUUGAGCAACCCAUUUUGUCAUUUUGGAUUGUUCUGUAACUCUAAAGUUACUGGCCCUACUACGCGUCCUUAAUAGUUACAAAGUGAAAAUAAGUCUGGACUGUAAAGUUUGUAUGGUUACCGCUACCGGUCACAACUAGCAAGAAAACACGUAUUGUGACGUCUUUAAAAACUUUAAAUAAGUAAUCUUCUAACUCGAUGAUUAUUUAUUUUAGGUAAUUUGAAAUGAAAAGAAAGUAGUCAUUUACAGUAAGUUUCUUUAUAUGCGUAGUAAUAGUUAAUACGUAGCUACGGUAAUAUUUCUUGCCUCAUUUUUAGCUUCCUAAAAACAAACCAUAUUUUUUUACCUAUAGCAUAUUUUUAAAUCUAUUAUUAGGUACAUAAUUUAUACGUUUGUAUUAAACUAUACUUUUCAUUAAAUAUAGAUAAAAGCAAAGAGCUGUCAAAUGACAAUAAUCAUGGUAAAUGUCAUUGUUAAGCGAAAAAAAAAAAACGAAAGAUUAGAAAAUGCUUUCCAGAGUUUUAUCGUUUGUCCUUUUUGCUACAGAAUUUAAGAAUAUAUUUUUCUUCCGAAUACCUUCCUUUCUAUUGAUUUUUUAAAAAAAAGGACCUAUAUAUUAUUAAUGAUUAUUACUAAUGAUUUUGAGAAAUCGCCGAACAUAUUGUGAUGGAACGAUGAUGAGUGUUUGGUACCGUUUGUAGAUAAAAAACUAUUACAAUGAUAACUACUUAAAACUAUGCAAGUAAAAAUGUAUGAUUCUUUAAUGGAAAACAUAUUUGUCAUUAUAUUAUUUCAGUUUCUCUUAAAAUCGUUCAUAUAUUGUUUAAUUAUAUAAACCGAUAAACAUAUAUAAAAAUGGCUGAGUAAAUACGAAUGUCACUAAAUCUUACAAAUCUGGCUUGGUUUCAAGAAAGCCAUUAACGUAAACAAAAAAAUUCUAGAUAAAUAUAUUGUAAUAGGGAAAGGUUACAAUGUUACAGUAAUUUAGCUUAUAUUGUGUCUGUAUUACGCGUCCAUAUUGCUCAAUACGUCCUAAGAUGGACUUGGUUUAGCUUAAGGUUAGAGGAGAGCAAUAAAGGGCUUAUGUAUUAAUUAAUGUAAGUCAUUUACUUUAAUAUCGAUGUAAAUCACACUAAUAUAGGCCCUCGUAAAAUUACUUUGUUCUCCAAAGCGGUAUAGGGUACUUAUUAGUUAGAAUAAACCAAUUACUAGUCCAUAUAAUAUUAAUUAUAAUGAGUUUUGACUUCCGCUGGCCGUUAUUUUAUUAAUUUUAUUCAAAUAACAAUUAUAAGUAUUUAAAGAUCUUUAAAACUUAUUAGAAAAAAGGGUAUUUCGGUUGUACAAAACUUUGUUACAAAGAAAUAAUUAAAAUAGUAACGGCCAUCGUCGUAGUACAAGCAAGUUAAGGGCACUAGAGAUAGAAGAAUCACAGAAAAUAUGUAGAUGAUAAGUUAAUUUUAAUUAUUAUAAUAUACUGUUAUUCGUAAUUUAUUUUGUUGAUAUUUGUAAAUCUACAUGUUGAUAACUAUUUAUUAUGUGGAAGAGUAAUAAAAAUUGUUGAAUAUUUAUCGAACGGAUCGAAUCUCUUAUCGCGGCAGUCUGAGUUAAAACCACGGUUCGGUCCAAUAUAUUGAAUUAUACACACAUUAAUUAUAAGUAGAGUAUAAUAUUAGACGUGUACCAAAAACAUGAACCAUGUUAGCCAUAUACGUGGCCAUCUUGCCUUAAAAUAUUUUAAUCUAUUGUAUAGAUCAUUAACUAAACAAAGAACUAUAUACUGACCAUGUUAUGACAUAUCAUAAAAUCAGAUGUAUGGAAUAUGAGCUAAAACGAGCCGAACAGUCCAUAAGUGCAUUUCAUUCAAAGUAAUAUAAGCACAAUUUAUUUAUGUAUAACUUAUAUAAAAUGUGAAUUCAUAAUAAAAUAAAAUACCUAAUAAUUGUUAUGAUUAAUUUAAAAUUAUACUAUAAUGUACUUAAUUUAGGAUAAUCUAAAAUGAAAAAUAAUUUUAUAAGGUAUAA